Messenger RNA from Aptenodytes forsteri (emperor penguin), 1979 nucleotides. It is a transcript of the gene CHPF, whose product is annotated as chondroitin polymerizing factor. Lineage: Eukaryota; Metazoa; Chordata; Aves; Sphenisciformes; Spheniscidae. Gene Ontology annotation, cellular component: Golgi cisterna membrane. Bases 16 to 1854 code for a protein of 612 amino acids. The transcript is spliced from 3 exons. Gene Ontology annotation, molecular function: glucuronosyl-N-acetylgalactosaminyl-proteoglycan 4-beta-N-acetylgalactosaminyltransferase activity. The record is from RefSeq and is a predicted model, not a curated record.
AAGGUGCCCCACGGCAUGACGGUGGUGACGCACAGCGAUGAGCGGCCCAUCUGGAACAUGUACCAGACUGUCAGGUACCUUCUGGACCACUAUGUGAACGACUUCGACUGGUUCUUCCUGGUGCAGGAUGAUACCUACACGGAGGCACACCGCAUCAGCCGCCUGGUCGCCCACCUCAGCAUCGAUACCCACCUCUACCUGGGUCGCCCCGAGGAGUUCAUCGGUGGGGACACUGAGGGACGCUACUGCUACGGGGGUUUUGGCUACCUGCUGUCCCGCAGCCUCCUCCUGCUCCUGCAGCAUCACCUGGAGAGCUGCCGCAAUGACAUCCUCAGCGCCCGGCCCGAUGAGUGGCUGGGCCGCUGCAUCAUCGACUACACGGCCGUCAACUGUGCCGAGGAGCACGAGGGCCUGCGUUACCACUACUUCGAGUUGGGGAACAACGCGGACCCCGAGCGGGAGACCGACCUCCGUUUCCAGAGCGCCUUCACUGUCCAUCCUGUGCUGGAUCCCCUCCAGAUGUACCGGCUGCACAAGUACUUUGCGCAGGUGGAGCUGGAGAGGACGUACCAGGAAAUCCAGCAGCUCCAGCUGGAGAUCCAGAACGCCAGCAGCCUGUCCGCAGAUGGGGACCACGGCGCCACGUGGCCUGUUGGCAUCCCACCCCCCUUCCAGCCCAAAACCCGCUUCGAGGUGCUGCGCUGGGACUACUUCACAGAGGAGCAGGUCUAUGCCUGCGUGGACGGCUCCCCCAAGUGCGAGCUGCGUGGCGUGGACCUGGCGGAUGUGGCUGACGUGGUGGCCAUGGCCAUGGAGGAGCUGAACCGCAAGUACCAGCCGGUGCUCCAUGUCCGCAAGCAGCAGUUGGUGAACGGGUACCGGCGCUUUGACCCCACCCGUGGCAUGGAGUACACGCUGGACCUCCAGGUGGAGGUGGUCACCCAGAAGGGGCACAGCCGCUCUGUCACCAAGCGCGUGCACCUGGUGCGGCCCCUCAGCGAGGUGGAGAUCAUCCCUAUGCCCUACGUGACGGAGGCCAGUCGCAUCAACGUCAUCCUGCCACUGACAGCCCAUGACCGGGACCACGCUGCACGCUUUUUGGAGGCUUAUGCGGCGGCCGCCUUUGAGAGCAGCGAGAACGCAGUGCUCACCUUCCUCUUCAUCUAUGACCCCUUUGAGGCCCAGCAGGUCACCCAGAAUGACAUCUUUGCCCCCGUGAAGGCCCAGAUCACUGAGUACGAGCGCAAGUAUGCAGAGGUGAAGAUCCCAUGGAUCAGCGUCAAGACAGACGCACCCUCCCAAAUCAAGGUCAUGGACAUCAUCUCCAAGAAGCAUCCCGUGGACACGCUUUUCUUUGUGGCCGGCGUGGGGACGGAGGUCACUGUUGACUUCCUGAACCGCUGCCGGAUGAACACCAUCAAUAACUGGCAGGUCUUCUUCCCCAUCCACUUCCAGGGCUACAACCCUGCCAUCGCUUACCACAACCAGGUGCCGCCCACCACGCUGGACCUGCUGCGGGAUGCAGGGCACUUUGACCGUGAUGUCUUCCACGAAGCCUGCUUCUACAAUGCUGACUACAUGGCGGCACGCACCCGCAUGGCAGGUGACGUUCAGGAGAACGAGGACAUCCUGGAGACCCUGGACAUCUACGACAUGUUCAUAAAGUACUCCAACCUCCACGUCUUCCGGGCUGUGGAGCCCGCCCUGCUGCAGCGCUACCGGCACCAGGCCUGCAACCCCCGGCUCAGCGAGGAGAUCUACCACCGCUGCGUGCAGAGCAGCCUGGAGGGCGUAGGUUCUCGCUCCCAGCUGGCCAUGGUGCUUUUCGAGCAGGAGCAGGGGAACAGCACCUGAACCCUGGGGCGUGGAGGGGCUGGCCCUGCCCUGCCUGCCUGCCCCACCUCUUCUGCUACCCAUGUCUGUCUUCCUCUUCCCGGCAGCUGCAGGGACCACUGGCACCUGAGCUUGUGACUCGCCCC